GUUCACUUCACUUCCUGUAAAAUAAUGCUCAACCGUAACAGCUACAUGUGAAACACAGACAAAACCUCCGGCACUUUUUUUCAAAGGAAUGAGAAAAGGGUUGACUUUUCAAUCACCUCAUGAAGACCUUUCCCCGCUGAAUGAAAUGGCAUCGUAGGAUACCUUGUGGUUGUAGGCUGGAGACACUGUAACAGCCCGAGGGGCUGCCAUGGACGCCCUGACUGUCAGGGGGAUCCAGCUCUCUCCAGUGAGACCCUUUGAACGAAUAGUGGACAUCAGAGCAGAGAAACGGGAACACCUGCGAGGACGCAACAACGUGACCUCAUGUCGCAGCCCCACUCGAGAAGUGGACACGAGGCGGAUCAAGAAUGAACUGAAGGAAAAAAGGCAACUUGAAUUUCUGAGGAGGAGAUCAGUGAGCCCCGAGCCGUGUGGUUCAAAUACUACAAACUAUUGUUCCAGGAAAAAACUUUCACCAAAUACAUUUUCCAUGAAACAAUACAGUUCAAUCAGCAAGUCAGAGACAUUGCACACAAAUGUCCAGAAUACUUCAACCGCUGAUGGGAAGCGCACAAUGUUUUUAAGACCAAACAGCAGCGUUUCUGGAGGCCAAAGCACCAGCACCUGGGCUUCAUUAUGGACAGAACAGGUAACAAUGACCAGGCAAGAGAAAGCACUUGCAAGGAAACAGGCAUCUACCUCCACGCCAGUGUUAAAGGAAUCAAACCAGCUGUGGGCGACAAGCACGGAUAAAAGAGAGAAUGGUGUUAAUGCUCAAAAGACAAACCUCAAAGCAUUCGUCCGAGCAGAAAAGAUUCUCCAAAAGAAUAUACAGCGGGAGACCAGUGUGCAGACAGAGUCAGGCCUUGUCAUGGUCAGAGAGUCUGAUGUUCAGAAGCUAACUGAAUACUUGCAGGAGGCUCUGUGGAGAGAGGAGGUGAUGAAGAAGAAGCUUUCCACCCUCGAAGAAGCCACGUCUAGCCUGGUGAACUCCUCGAGCACAGUGUGGAGGGCUCGCUGCUCUGAAGACUUGCUGAGAAACAAGAUCCAGGCUCUAGAAGCGCAGCUGCAAGUCUGCCUGCAGAGGUUUCCCAAAGACGGAGUGAAAAAACUGGUGAUACAGAUGGAGAAGCAGAAACUGAUGUACGAAGAGAAGGCCCUGAUCGCCCUGCAGAAGGUCACACAGGAAAAAACUGAUGCGCUCAUCAGGGCUGAGACAAUGCAGGAAGCGCUAAUUACAGCAAAAGCAGAGGCACUUAGGUGGCAGAGCAUUUAUGAAGAUCUGCAGCGGAGCUGCGAAAAGCUCAGGGAGAACCAAUGCCUCACUAUUGAACAGCUGCAACAGCUGCACAGCCAAGUCCAGCUGUUCAGAACCAGAGAGGCCGAGCUGGAGGAGGAGGUGGUGUCGUUGCAACAAGAGAAGAAGGAGCUCCAGUACAACAUUGGCCUGCUGAAGGAAGACCAUCAGAUUUUAAGAGAGGAAAUCGAGCACCAGAGAGACGACGGCAGUGAGAGUCAGGGCUUUGUGCUGCGAGGGCUUCCGACGUCAGAGGAAGAAGAGCCUCGUGUGAGGAGAGACUCUCAGAUGGAGGAGCAGCUUCGCCACACUCAGGACAAACUCCUACUCAAAGAGAAAGAGUGCGAGGAGCUGCAGACAGAGCUGCACACCAUGGAGCAGGAGUGUCGGUCCAGCCAGGCCCGGCUGUCGCAGUGCAGGGACGAGCUCCGGCAACUCAGCCACCGCAGCAGGAGACCAGUGAGCCCUACACGGUGUUGCUCCUGGUGGAAAGCGUGCAUGACCUUCCUCCUUCUCCUUGCUGUGGCGGGGGUUGCCAUUUUGUGGCUGUGGCAUCCUCCUUUCAGGGAGCAAGUUGAUGACCUGUACUCAGACAUAGAAGCACGUAUUGAAAACUAUCUCAUGAACAUGGCGUCUCCUCAACACUCAGGCUGUUUUAGACCAAUAUGAUAAUGUCAGGAGAAUUGUUUGUUGUUGUUUUGUUGCUUUGAAUUAAAAAACCUAGGAUGUAGGUGUGUGAUCAUUUUUUGUUUCAGACUUCAAGCUUUAAGUGUUUGUGAAAAUGUUGUGUUGACAAGGGAAGGAUAUUGUGAAAAAUAAAAAAUGUCUUUGUAAUGUUACAACAAUGAAAACAUUCUAAAGCAAAUGUCACUAGCUGGCGGAGGUCAGUAAGAGAGAAGACGUUUUAUGUCAAUAAAAUCAACACAACACUCAGAAAUAAAAGCACAGGAAGCAUCCUUUGUACUGUAAACAGCUUGAUUGGUCAAUAGCCAAUCUUGAAUUAUUAAAAAGCCAUGAAAGCCAUUACACAAAGACAAAACAUUAUUUUAGCUGUUGCUCUUAUAAAAGAUGGGAGAGUAAGCAUGCAAUAAAGUGCCAAUUGAGUUUUAAAGGUUCAGAAAUAAAGGCAUAUUGUUAUUAUAUUA
Pungitius pungitius (ninespine stickleback) is the source of this 2442-nucleotide messenger RNA. RefSeq names its product TRAF3-interacting JNK-activating modulator. The coding region runs from base 209 to 1966 and encodes 585 amino acids. The record is from RefSeq and is a predicted model, not a curated record. NCBI's taxonomy places the organism in Eukaryota, Metazoa, Chordata, Actinopteri, Perciformes, Gasterosteidae. The transcript is spliced from 14 exons.